Molecule: messenger RNA, 483 nt
Organism: Penicillium maclennaniae
Lineage: Eukaryota; Fungi; Ascomycota; Eurotiomycetes; Eurotiales; Aspergillaceae
Exons: 1
Coding region: 1-483 (160 amino acids)
Source: RefSeq, a predicted model, not a curated record
AUGACAUUGACACAACAUGACUUGCAUGACUGGAAUGAAUUUCGUAACCAACGAACCGAGGUCCUCAGUGUGCUCGGUGGCGGCUCCGACAAGAUGGGGGAUCCCCAUGCGGAGCAGUUCGGAGGGGUUGAGUCUCCGCUUUCGCGGCCCCAAGAACUCAGAACUUGGACCUUGGAACUUCGACGACCGUUCACUUGGACACUCCACUCAUGUCUGCAGGCAGCCAUCCCGCCUGGUCGCACUGAUUUCACCAUGACUGAGAAGGGCGCAAGCUCCGAGAGGAGUGCCAAGUCCAAGGGGGAUGCAGGGAAGGAUGCGCGCGCAAAGGACUCGCCUGCGGCCAAGUCUGAAACUUCUGGCAUCGGUCACUCCAGUCCCAAGAAGCGCCGCAAGGUCAAUCACGGUAAGGUGCCGUCGCGCAUGCGAAAAGGGAUCUUUGACUUGCUCUCCCGAUUUCCGCGACUGGGAGACAAUCUUUGCUAA